Messenger RNA from Penicillium hordei, 570 nucleotides. RefSeq lists its product as uncharacterized. The transcript has a single exon. Bases 1 to 570 code for a protein of 189 amino acids. Lineage: Eukaryota; Fungi; Ascomycota; Eurotiomycetes; Eurotiales; Aspergillaceae. The record is from RefSeq and is a predicted model, not a curated record. Gene Ontology annotation, biological process: regulation of transcription by RNA polymerase II. Gene Ontology annotation, molecular function: DNA-binding transcription activator activity, RNA polymerase II-specific.
AUGCAUGUUCUCACCGAGAAGCUGUUGUCUCGCCCGGAUAGCUUCCAAACAUUUCUCGAUCACUUCAUUCAGUCAUUGAGGAUGCAUCGUGGCGUCCGUGCGGUUACCAGUCAAUCGUGGCAUCUGCUUUUGGAGUCACCGCUUAAACCUCUGCUUGAAGAUGAAGGAAUGAUGUUGGAUCAAAGUACCUCCGGCAAUGAGUGUCUCGAGCUCCUAGCUUAUGUGGAUACUAUGCUUGACCCAGCAAUCAGCUCUAUAUACCGACAGACGGUCGAGGACUUGCAAAAAGCUUAUAAUGCGAGUCGCUCCCCUUUAUCAAACUUCUCCAGAAUUGGCCCAAUUAUUUCCUGGCCAGUCAUUAUCUCUCCAGAUUACAUAGAUCUACUUUCGGAGCUUCGACCAGAAGCACUUGCUAUUCUCUCCCACUUCGGAGCCCUUUUACACAUGCACAAUGAGAUGUGGACUUUUGGUAACAGUGGUCUAUAUAUCGUUUGCUCUAUCGACAAUUACCUUGGACCGGAGUGGGAGAGUUGGCUGCGCUGGCCGAAUACGUUCAUUCAAGAUGAGUGA